Molecule: messenger RNA, 1493 nt
Organism: Aplysia californica (California sea hare)
Lineage: Eukaryota; Metazoa; Mollusca; Gastropoda; Aplysiida; Aplysiidae
Product: collagen alpha-1(XIV) chain
Exons: 11
Coding region: 69-1346 (425 amino acids)
Source: RefSeq, a predicted model, not a curated record
ACAUACUGUCCCUCGAGUUCUACGUUCGUUUACUUCUGAUUAGCCGAGUGGAAGAGAGUUGAAGCAAGAUGCUGAAAGUCGGCUUAGUUCUAUGUUUUCUGGCUGCCCUCGGUGGAGCUCAGGGCUCGAACAUCUCGUGCAGCCAGCCCGCGGACAUAGCGUUUUUGUUGCACGACUCUCGAAAUAUCUCGGCCGAAGACUUCAAGGAAAUGAUCACCUUUGUGAAGGAGCUGGUGGCCCAGUUUGACAUCAGCCUCACGAGUACCAGAAUCGCAGUCAUCAAAUUCAGCCAUGGGACAGACGUUGAGUUUACUUUUGGAGUUUACAACACACUGUCAGAGGUGGAGCGUGGUUUGGACGCUAUUCAACAGAGGAAGUGGGAUGAGACAAAGCUAAACUCCGGUAUUCAUACUUCCCGAUUUAUUCUGAGAGCAAAUGGUAGAAGAGACGUCCCGCAUAUUUUGAUCGCCAUCACAAGUGGGUUGUCCGACAACCGGGCUGAGACAGUCAGACAAGCGAAUCUCACCCGAGGAGAUGGGGUUGAAAUCUUUAUUAUUGGAGUCGGCAGCCUAGACCAAGUCCAACUAGAAGAAAUCGCCAGUGAGCCGUUCAGCGACCACCUGUUUAAUGUCACAGAGUACUCGGAACUUUCCUCUCUUGGCGGUAUAUUGAGCGAAAAGACUUGUCCUGAUACCGGCCUUACAGAUAUACCCAGUGACCAGGUAGCCGCACAGGAAGCUUGCUAUCAGAUGCCUGCGGAAGUGGUGUUUGUGUUGGACAUAUCUAGCAGUAUCUUUAUGCAUGACUUCCAGAAACAACUGGCCUUUGUGUCAAGCCUCAUUAGGAUAUUUGACAUUGGUGAAAACGAGACCAGAGUUGCCGCCAUCUCCUUCAGCACCAACGCUACUGUGGAGUUCCAUCUUGACGAGUUUUAUGAUCAGAAAGACGUGAGAGAUCACGUGGAGAUGAUUCGCUACACCGGAGGUGGCACCAACACAGGCGAUGCCCUCAAACUGGUCAACGAUUCGGUGCUCAUCUCAGAACGUGGAGUCAGGUCUAACGUGUCCCAUGUUGUCAUCGUCGUCACCGACGGCCGUUCUGAGAACUCGACGGAAACUAAGGCUCAGGCCAACGUUCUCAAAGACUCAGGGGUCUUAAUGUUUGCUAUAGGAGUGGGCCCUUAUGUAGACGAUCAGGAGUUGGAGGCCAUCGCCUCUGAACCAUCCGAAAAUUUCAUAUUCACGAUAGCCGAUUAUGACACACUCACGUCCAUCAAAAACACCCUCGCUCUCCGCGUUUGUGACGUAGGCAUCCCAGGUAACCAGACGGAGAUAGACGCUGAGUAGAGGGAACAGAUUGGUGUGAAGCUGAUUACCACGACAAGUUAAAGAGGUUUAUUUCCCCGAGACACGGACAGCACUAAUGGUUAAUAUGAUAAUAUCAGCCAGAAAGAAUCGACCUGUCUAUAAAUAAUACGAAAAACUUCACUCGGC